Rotaria sp. Silwood1 is the source of this 1596-nucleotide messenger RNA. The record is from the annotation of a GenBank genome assembly. Lineage: Eukaryota; Metazoa; Rotifera; Eurotatoria; Philodinida; Philodinidae.
AUGCCAAUAUCAAGUGGUUUUAGUUUUUAUAAGGAUAUUAUUCCAAUACAUGAACGACAACGUAUUGUACGACCACAAAUCUAUUCUCGUACAUCCAAGUCGAAAGCAACAGCAGGUAACAAAUUACCAACACAACGACCAACAGCCGUUGUCAAACAACCAAUACGUUCGGAGACAUUUACAUUGCCAACAAAACAUCAUGAAACAAAUUUUAAAGUGCCUAAACUUAAUCCACCACAAAAUGGUUUCCGUCAACAACCAAUUAAAAAAUCUACCAUCAUAAAUUCAACACCACAAAUCGAACAAAAACCUAUUGAAAAAAUGCGUAGAAAUGGUGAUGUUCGACCUAUAAUGCGACAAAAUAAUUUAUUUAUGAAUCAAGGAAAUAUUCAACGAAAACCUGUACGCUUUGCUAAUGACUAUAAUAAUACUUAUUAUUCUUCUUCUUCUAAUUCUGCGCCUGUUCAUUAUCAAAAACCUGCACCUCUUGCUAAUCCUUUACCUCGAGAUGCUUUAAAUAAAUCACGACGUAUGCGUAUAGCCAAUGAUGAAUAUGUAAUACAUCGUCGAAAAGAUUCACCUGCUGCUUAUGCUUAUAAUGAUUAUCAAACGGUGAGUGAUAUACCAACUAUUUCCUAUGUUACUUCUUUACCACCUAUUGAUCAACGAAAAAAUCAGACUGCUCCUACUGUCAUUAUUCAUUCGAAAGAAACUCAUCAUUCUGAAACUCCUACAAUUAUUCCAACUAUAUCAAUACCUCCUUCCUAUGUUCCACCACCACCACCACCACCUCCUGCUCCCAUUAUGAUUUUACCUUCGUCAGCAGCUCCUUCAUAUCCUCCUAAUUCGACUAUGUUUUUGCCAUCUACAACUGUUCCUUCAUAUUCCUCUAUCUCUCCCAUGAUGUUACCUCUUACAACAGUUUCAACUCAACCUUCUGGACAAAAUUUUUUUCUUCCACCUUCAACAAAUCCUACCUAUAUGUCCCAACCUUUAUUUUAUCCUAUUCCUCAAUCUAAUCCUAAUCCUCCAGUAUCGGCACCGCCAUUACAUCAACAAACUAUUAUAAGUCAAUCAUCAUCAUCAUCUACAUCAGCACCUGCAACACAAUUAAAAACUGAGGAAAACAAUACAACGUUUAUUGUUCGUCCAAAUACGAGUAAUAAGAAAAAUGUAACCAUACAAGUGAAAAUGAUAGAUGAGGAUAAUCAACGUGAUAGAACAAGAUCAGAACGAGUUGUACAUAAUCUUCCAUAUCGUGAAAUUGAUGAUCGAUAUUAUAUUGAAUCUGAACCAAAACAUAUUAUUUAUGAACAACCAACACGUCGAAGAACAAUUCGUCGAAGACCACCACCACCAGCAACCGAAUAUAUUUAUGUUGAUGAAUCACCAUCAACUGUUGUUCGUCGUCGUCCUCAUCGUUCUGAAGUUGUUUAUGUUAAUAAUGAACAACCAUUAGAAUAUGAAGAAGAAAUUGUUUAUGUUGAUGAUAAUGGUAAUGAAAUUGAAUACAUCUAUGAUGAUGAACCUGCAUAUCAUCGACGACAUUAUAGAACAUCUCAUCAACCAACAUCAACAAGAAUUGUUUAUGAAUAA